Molecule: messenger RNA, 950 nt
Organism: Dendronephthya gigantea
Lineage: Eukaryota; Metazoa; Cnidaria; Anthozoa; Malacalcyonacea; Nephtheidae
Exons: 1
Coding region: 51-950 (299 amino acids)
Molecular function (GO): zinc ion binding
Source: RefSeq, a predicted model, not a curated record
UGCAAGCCUCGAAGCUGUUGUUCGUGGUGAAAGCGCGUGUUGGUGCUUCCAUGAAGAGCGUCAGCUAUCCUGUUUAUGUUCAUUUAAACCAAGUUAACGGUGAAGUGGAAUAUGCUAAGUGUUCUUGUAAGGCUGGCCAAGGAGGUUGCUGCAAACACGUAGCUGCUCUAUUGUACACUAUUUUGGACUUUGUCAAUCUGAAUUUGAAACACGUUCCUGUGGAAUUGACAUGCACACAACUUCCUCAAAAAUGGAGUGUGCCCUCCGGAAGCUCAAAGACCCUGGACAAAGCUGUUAAAUUUGAAGAAAUGCUAUUUGAAAAAGCUGAUGUGAACAAACCUGCCAAAAGGUAUAUUGUAAAAGGGAGUAGGGAAGACUAUUGUGCUACUCCACCAUUUGCUCGGACUGUGACUGCAGAAGAAAUUAAGUCUAUGGCAAAUGCAUUUGAGAAAGCCAAUUGCGCUUCACUAUUUCGUGAAGCUAUAGCCUCAAAUAACUAUAAGCCAUGUGAACUUUUCGAGACAUCUUGUAAUCAGUUGCAAAAUAGAAAACUGGACAACAGCUCUGUUCCUAUUCCAACGCAAAUACCACCAAGUCAACUGGUUGAUCAGAUCUUUAAAAAUGUGCCAAAUGGUUACACCCCUCCAUCAGAUUAUAGCCCAGAACAACUAGAACUAGUAAAAACAAAAGUUGGGUUGACUGUAUCCACUGCUAAGGAUAUAUGUUUGAGUACUAUGAGGCAAAACAAAGAUCCUCAAUGGUACGCUGAACGAUCUAAAAGGCUUACUGCUUCAAUUUUUGGCAAAGUUAUCAAUCGUAGAAAGAAAAACCAUCCAGCUUCACUGAUUGAAUCAAUUUUAUGUGUUGAUCAUGAGAAAAGAAAGUGCCUGCAUCUGUACAGUGGGGCCUGGAUAAUGAAAGUAAUGCAAUUGCUAAAUAUCAAGAUGUAA